This is a messenger RNA of Didymosphaeria variabile, 1116 nucleotides long. Its product is annotated as erg26, C-3 sterol dehydrogenase. Lineage: Eukaryota; Fungi; Ascomycota; Dothideomycetes; Pleosporales; Didymosphaeriaceae. Gene Ontology annotation, biological process: steroid biosynthetic process. Bases 1 to 1116 code for a protein of 371 amino acids. The record is from RefSeq and is a predicted model, not a curated record. Gene Ontology annotation, molecular function: 3-beta-hydroxy-Delta5-steroid dehydrogenase (NAD+) activity. The transcript has a single exon.
AUGGCCGCCAAAAACCCCGUACCCUCCCUCGGUCAUGUCACCGUAGUCGGCGGCUGCGGCUUCCUCGGUUCGCACAUCGUCUCCCUCAUCGUAAAGCGCCAUCCCUCCACGCGCGUCUCCGUCCUUGACCUCCGCACCUCCUCGAACCGCAAUGCCUCGUCACAAGUCUCGUACCACGACGGCGACAUCACAGACCUCGCUUUCCUCAAGAAGCUCUUCGCAGACUUGAAGCCCGACGCCAUCAUCCACACGGCAUCCCCACACUUUCACCUCCCCCCAGCCGUCCACGACAAAGUAAACAUCGAAGGCACCAAGAACCUCCUCUCCGCCGCGCAAGAAACAGGCGUAAAAGCCUUCGUCUACACCUCCUCCGCCUCCGUGAUCUUCGGGCCCGAGACCGAGCUCGUAAACGCGACGGAAGAAUGGCCGAUGAUCACAGGCGAUGCGCAGCCAGAGUACUACACCACGACGAAAGCCUACGCCGAGACCGCCGUCCUCGAAGCGAACCGCACACCCGCAAGUUUUCUCACCUGCGCAAUCAGACCCGCGGGCAUCUUUGGAGAAGGCGACGUCCAGCUGCUGCCGCCUAUGAUCGGCGCGUUCCGCAAGGGCCAGACGAAGUUCCAGGUUGGGGCGAACGACAACCUGUUCGACUUCACGUACGUGGAGAACGUGGCGUUUGGACACCUCCUUGCGGUGCAAGCGCUGCUGCACUCGCACAAGAUCCUCCCCACCAUCCCGCUCGACACGGAAAGGGUCGACGGCGAAGCCUUCUUCAUAACGAACGGACAACCUGUGUACUUCUGGGACUUUGCGCGCGCGGUGUGGCACGAGUGUGGCGACCGGCGACCACUGAACAAAGUGUGGAAGCUCGACAAGGAUUUUGCUUUCGCAGUUGGUGCAUUGCUCGAAAAUGUGUUCUGGGUACUUGGCCGGACGCCGAAUAUUACGAGGAAGCAAGUUCGGUACAGCACGUUCGCUAAGUAUCACAGUAUCGACAAAGCGAAGCGGAGGCUUGGGUACCACCCGCUUGUGCAGCUGGAUGAGGGUGUCAGGAGAGGAGUGAGGUGGCUUCUUGAGAAUGAGUUGAAGACGGCGCAAAAGAAGGAUCAAUAG